Molecule: messenger RNA, 2600 nt
Organism: Durusdinium trenchii
Lineage: Eukaryota; Dinophyceae; Suessiales; Symbiodiniaceae
Source: the annotation of a GenBank genome assembly
AAACAAGGAACCGCGGUCUCCGUCCAAGUUUGGGUCUUGUUGAACUUUGGUUGCUUCAUAGUUAUGGCGGCCUCCAGCAGCGGUUUGGACCAUGGUGUAGAUCCUGAAAUCCCGGAGGUUUCUGGAGACCGCUACUUGAACGUGCUUGAUCAGGAUGAGGUGCAAGCAUUUUGGCGUGAAGCUGGUGUCCGUGGAGGGAGUGGCGACCCAUGUUUUAACGUUGACUGGGCUGCUGCAGGGAAGGAAGUCGUGGAUCACCCAAGAGUCAAAGAACUUUGCCAAGCUCAAGCAGCAAGAGGCGGACAGCGGGCAGCAGCAGCGAUGCGGCAGCGUGCAGCAGCUUUGGCAAAUGAACUGGCAGCUUCAGUUGAAACGAGGGUUGCACACUUCACCUCUGCAUUGGCCCGAUUCAUGUUUGAGCGACUGUACUCCGGGUUGAUCUUCGAGCGAGAGCAGCUGACUGCACUUGCGCAUUUGAGUAUGCGAGCUCAACAAGAAGGUCGUAGCAUAGUAUAUUUGCCCAGUCAUAAGAGCCACAUUGACUACCUCGUUUUACAGUUUUCACUUUGGAAUUUGGGAUUGGGUGCGCCUGCCAUUGCAGCUGGCGAAAAUCUGAAUCUUCCAGUCGUUGGCUCGCUGCUACGUCGGAACGGAGCUUUCUACAUCCGCAGGAGCUUCAGUGGUGAAGACAGCGAGUUGUACACCACGGUGGUGGCUGCGUACUUGGAGGGCUUGCUUUGUCGAGGAGCCAAUGUCAAGUUCUUUUCAGAGGGUGGCCGCAGCCGCAGCGGCAAACUGCUACAACCCAAGAUUGGCUUGCUGGGAAUGGUGGUAGAUCCAAUCCUUCGUGGCAUCGUUGAGGAUGCCUACAUCGUGCCAGUUUCUAUCUACUAUGAUGGAGUGAUGGAAACUGAGAGCUAUGUGAGGGAACUCUUGGGAAGUGCCAAGAGGAAGGAAAGCCUUAUAGGGGUGCUGGGACAAGGAAAACACUUAUUAGCAAUGCCCCGCUCACGUUAUGGUAAUAUUCAUGUCCGAUUUGCACCUGGAUUCAGUGCCAGAAGCUACAUUGAGAACUACACUGCGUUGCAGCGGCAAUCCUCUGUUCACAGGGCGAACUUUGACCCUCAAAGCUCUGCAAGCGAGAAGGGAAUCCUUUUAAAGGCGCUUGCUUACCACGUUUUGGAGGAGAUCAACCGUGUUUCAAGUGUGACCCCUACUGCAUUGGUCGGUACUGUGCUUCUUUGCACACAGGGCCGUGGAAUUGGCCGAAGAGCCUUAAUCAGCAAAGUUGAAUGGCUUCGUGGCGAGGUGGUGCGAUCUGGAGGACACAUGUCGCGGUUUUAUGACUUUCCUGGUGAACUGACAGCUGAAGUGGUUGACUCUGCUUUGGGGGUGCUGGGAAAUCUUGUGCAAACAUUCACAGGUUUGGUGGAGCCUGUCUACUGCGUUGCACCGGGAAUGAGCUUUGAGCUGUCCUACUACAGGAACCUAUGUGUGCACGUCUUCAUCCACCAGGCGAUCGUGACAGCAGUUCUGCAUCGAGCAGUCCAGAGGCAGCCAAAUGUUCGACGAGUUGAGCGAACCAGUAUCAUGUCGGAUGUGCGUUUUUUGAGCAGACUCCUUAAGCGUGAAUUUGUGUUCUCCGGUGCAGCUACACCAAAUUCAAGCGUGCGUCCGCAAGCGGUGGCUGGAGAACAGCACUGGGGUCAGGAAAACUCAACUGCUUUGAUGCGGAAUUUUGAGUCGGCUCUUGAACUUUUGGUGUCGGAGGGCGUAAUAGAGUUUUGCGAUGAAGGUGGUGCAAUUUCUUUAGAGCAGUACUGCCAAGCCCAGGAGAUGGGAGGCUAUGAUCACUGGAACAAGCACUUUACCUUCUUGUGCUCGCUGGUGUGGCCCCUGAUAGAAAGCUACUGGCUGGUUUUGGCAUCACUUCUGUAUAUAUUCCGUCACGGCCUUGUAAUCAUUGGAGAACGCCAAGCGGUGGCCUGCAUGCAGACCUUUGCCAAGACUUUAGUCCACACUGGUCAUGUCCAGUACGACGAGGCUGCCUCUGCCGAGCCCCUGAAGUUCGCACUGCAAACCUACGGGGAGCUGGGAAUCGUUCGCUGGGCACGCAGAACCGGAGAACAAGGGGAACAAAUCGUGGCUUUGGAGCUAGAGCCGGAAUACAGAGGGAAUGAAGGCGACAAGUUCGGCGAGCUUACUCGACUAACCAAUGCCGUUGCCUCGUAUCGCCGAUGUUGGCGAGAGCAGGAGGGCCCCGAAGAUUUUCCGGACUACGUGGCCAGAAUGGCCUUCUCGUCUCGGCUUUGAGCCACAAUGGGGAGGAGGUUCAUGAUUUCUUUAGGUAUUCAUUGCCUAUGUCAAUGUGCUGUGCUAAACUUUGUGAAUUCGUUGCCUGUUUUGGAUGGUCUCUGCAAGCUGGCAGAGGAACAUCUUAGUUGCUUUAAGUCACCAACUCAAAUUGGAGCAGAGGCGUCAAAGACCCCAUUUUGGAGACUUUUCAGAUUGGAAGGUGUGGAGUCAUGAGCCAUUUGGCUUGGCCUCCGAUCACUUUUUUCUGUUCAAAUGACUCCGGGGUCUGAGGAAUUUAGCUGGAA